Lucilia cuprina (Australian sheep blowfly) is the source of this 1005-nucleotide messenger RNA. RefSeq names its product cuticle protein 21-like. The record is from RefSeq and is a predicted model, not a curated record. The transcript is spliced from 5 exons. NCBI's taxonomy places the organism in Eukaryota, Metazoa, Arthropoda, Insecta, Diptera, Calliphoridae. The coding region runs from base 50 to 931 and encodes 293 amino acids.
UUUAAACAGUUUCAUUAAGUAAACUAUAUUUUAAAUUAACUCAAACAAAAUGUUCAAAUUUGCCGUUGUUAUCUUCGCCGUCAUUGCCUGUGUUGCUGCCAAACCUGGUUUUAUUGGUGCUCCUUUGGCUUACACCGCUCCCGCUGCCGUAGUUGCUGCCCCAGCUCCCGUAGUAACUGCCACCAGUAGUCAAGUUAUUGCCCGCAACUAUAAUGGUAUUGCUACUGCUCCUAUUGUAGCUCCUGUAGCUACUCCCGUUGUUGCCAAAUAUGCUGCUGCCUACACACAUCCUUUUACUUACUCUGCACCCGUUGUAGCUAAAUAUGCUGCUGCUGCUCCUUUAGAUUACUCCGCCCCUGUUGUUGCCAAAUACGCCGCUGCUGCUCCUUUGGCUUACUCUUCUCCAGUUGUUGCUAAAUACGCCGCCGCUUAUUCUCAUCCUUUGGCCUACUCAGCUCCUUUGACUUAUGCUGCUGCCCCAGCUUUGUUUCGUCAACAGUUAAAGCAUCUUAGAACAAAACUGGAGCAGCAGCAGCAUAAUGCAAAGGAGCUGUGUAAGCCAAAGGAGCAGCAGCAUAAGCAGCAGGAGCUACAACAGGAGCAGCGAAAAAUGUUCAAAUUUGCCGUUGUUAUCUUCGCUUUGAUUGCCUGUGCUGCUGCUAAACCCGGUCUUGUAGCUCCUUUGGCUUACACCGCUCCCGCCGCUGUAGUAGCUGCUCCCGCUGGUGUUGUUACUGCUACCAGCAGCCAAUUCGUUGCCCGCAAUCACAAUGGUAUUGUUUCUACUCCCGUUGUUGCUCCUGUAGCUGCUCCUGUAGUUGCUAAGACUUUUGCCGCCCCCGUUGUUGCUCCUGCUGCCUAUGCCGCUGCUCCUUUUGCUUACUCUGCACCUUUGACUUAUGCUGCUGCUCCAGCUCCAGUUGUGUUUUAAGCAUUUAACAACGGUUAAUUAUGGAUUUGAAUAUGAAGUGAGUGGAAUAAAGAAUGAAAAAAUAAUUAUUUAUU